Molecule: messenger RNA, 4180 nt
Organism: Acanthochromis polyacanthus (spiny chromis)
Lineage: Eukaryota; Metazoa; Chordata; Actinopteri; Pomacentridae
Product: transmembrane protein 266-like
Exons: 12
Coding region: 1518-3164 (548 amino acids)
Cellular component (GO): plasma membrane
Molecular function (GO): voltage-gated channel activity
Source: RefSeq, a predicted model, not a curated record
GGCUAAUCCCGAUGAAUGACAAACGGUUAAGCCAAUUGCUGUAAAGGCAAUUUAUAUUCCCAUAGUAUCUUUAUUUUGGGAAACCAUAAAAAACGCUCAUGACACGGAGAGGGACGACCAACCAGGCGUAAAGCUAAUAAAAUCAUCUGUGGCGACAAUCCGCUCUCAAAUUGGCCUCAAUCGGGAGCUGAGAAAAUUCACUCGCGGGCUUUUCUUUCUUUCUCUCUCUCACACACACGCGCGCUCGCGCACACACACGCGUCCACCCCACGGCCAACAUUUUUAGACUGCUAUGUCGUGACCGGAGCGAUGCAAAUGUCACACGAUUCAUUGGCUACUGUCAGUCUCCGGCACAAAAACGUCAAUGUUUUGGUGGCCUUUGGAUGAAAUUCGCUCCGUGUUGUCCGGCUGCCGCUGUGAAAGGGGGUCGGUAGAGACCCGGGGCUUCGCUUCAGCACCUGGACAGCUCCCCUCACAGGGUUCCCCGCUGCGCUCGCCGGGGAAACCCUCGGCUGGGGGAGCGGAACCUGGAUCUGGAUCAGCCCCUCAGCGAUCCCAGCCAGGAGAGGAGAGUUGCGCUUAAAAAGGGCGGUUUUUAUUUGAUCGCUCUGAUAAUGCUUAGAAGCUAAUAUGAUCUUGCCGAGUGACGAUGCUUCUUGCAUUUGAGCUUCAGCCCCUCUUUGGUUUUGCACUGAAAUCCAAGCAGCGCAAGGGAGCAGCGCAAGCAGCAGCAGCAGCAGCAGCAGCGGUGGUGGUGCUCGUCCAAUGCAAAAGUGCUAAGGAUAGCUGCAGCCUACACACACUGCGAGCCUGCUGCCGCUUCACUUACUCUGAUCACCACCGAGGGAGACAUUACUAUCAGCAAGGGGGCAGCGGGAGGCACAAUUACCCGUCAACAAUGUAAAUCUCACACAGGAGCUAAUAUUACUCGGAUGGAAGGAGCGUGGGAAGUCUGACAUGCACCCAACUCUGAGGAGCUGCAAGCAGAUAAACGCUUUAUGGCUAAGAUUAAAAGUUUACAUUUGUAAAAAUUACUCUAUUUUGGGGUUACUACUGUCUUUUGGUGACUGCUUGGAAUAUAAACCCUGUGUCUUUGGCAUGUCCCUCAGUAGGAUCCCCAGAUUUGAUUUGAACUUUUCAAAAGAAUAUAGAACUUUUACACCUCAGAGUUUGGAGUUGAUACUAUCCCUGUGUGUUGUUGAGAAGUUUCAUUUAUUACAGUCAUGUAUUCAUUAAUGUUAGACUUCUAUGUUGUUAUUAAUUUAUGUACUGUUCAAAAUAUCAGAAAUGUUCCAUGUGUUCCAUCUGGUGAUUCGUCCAGGGUUUAACUCGUCUUUCACUCUUGGUCUGCUGGGAAAGGCUGAAUCCUCUCAGUGACCCUCCACAGGGUAACGCAGGUUCAACAUGACAGCAGCAUCUCUCAGGUGGGAAGGUGAACUGCAGCACUAAAACAGGCAGAAGUGAGUGGAAAUCUUGUGACAACCACCAAAACUCUCCUCUCUCCAUCACCCAGCAUCAUGGCUAAUGCUGAGGAAGUGGAGCAGGCAGGUCUGUCAGACUUGGAGAUCAUCUCCCAGCCGGUGGAGGAUGAGAACCAGUGCUUGGCUCCUCCAGUCCAGCUGGUGAGUUUUGGCUACAGAGAUCUGCCCCUCGCAGCUCUGGACCUCUCGCUGGCUGGGUCGCAGUUGCUCUCCAACGCCGAUGAAGAUGAAAACAGGGAAGGGUCCAACUGGCUGAAGCCAUGCUGUGGCCGUCGGGUGGCCCUGUGGCAGGUCUGCCUGCUCAGCGCCGGCUUCAACUGCAUCCUGGUGGCCUGCGUUAUCCUGGUGGUGCUCUUCCUGUCGCUGGAGCUGCUCAUAGACACCAAACUCUUACAAUUUUCCAAUGCGUUCCAAUUUGCCAGCAUUAUCCACUGGAUCAGCCUUAUCAUCCUGUCACUCUUCUUUUCAGAGACUGUCUUCAGGAUUGUAGUGCUCGGGAUCUGGGACUACAUAGAAAACAAAGUGGAGGUGUUUGAUGGUGCUGUCAUUGUGCUGUCCCUGGCCCCCAUGGUGGCCUCCACGGUGGCCAAUGGGCCCAGCAGCCCCUGGGAUGCCAUAAGCCUCAUCAUCACCCUACGAAUCUGGAGGGUCAAGAGGAUCAUUGAUGCUUAUGUGCUCCAAGUCAAGGUUGAGAUGGAAUUAGAGAUCCAACAGUGUGAGAAGACGAAGGCUGUGAGAGAGGAGCAGCUGGAGCGCCUCACUCAGAUCUGUCAGGAGCAGGCCUUUGAGAUCAGGCAGCUGAGGGCACAUCUGGCCCAGCAGGACCUGGACCUCGCAGCAGAGCGGGAAGCGGCCAUGCAGAUCCAUCAUGUAUGGGGCAAACAGGGCAGGAGCUUUCAGGUGGUAGAAGGUUUGACUCCUGGGGAGUCUGACGAUGAGGGCGGUCAGAGAAACCCCCGGGAGCCACAUGCUACUGCAGAUCCAGUAGUACGUGAUGACAUGAACAACUACAUCAGUCAGUAUUACAGUGAAGCGAGCAGUGAUGCUGGAGCUUCAGGCUUGGGAGCGCGGGUCAUCACCAUGGCAGCCAUUGAUGUUCACCUUCCCACCAGUACGAACCCCAUCCAGUCAAAUCCGAUGCUUGCCAUGGAGCGGGUGGGCAGCGCUGUAAGUGAUGCCUCCACCAGCAUAUCACGGUCCAGCGGCAGCCUGACAGCCCGCCCCCACAGCCUGAGUAGCCACACGCCCGGCUCCUCUAUGACAGACUGCAGCAGCAGCACAGCUCAGGACCUCAGUCUGAGCUACAGCUCCCAUCGCUGCUGCCCUCCUUCCUUCUCAGGCCAGGACCCCUGCAGGGAUCCCAGCAUGGUGGUGCAGGAGCUGCUCUCCUCCCUCUCUGAGGACUCCUGCUUGGCUCAAAAGGGCCUGGCGGUAGACCCUGUCAACCUUAAGCUUCCCAGUCCAACGGGUUCAGAAAAUGCAAGCCCUGAGCUGGACAACAGAAUAAACAUCUUCAAUCGCAGGAACCAGGAGGAGAGGCGAGGCCGGGGACGAGGCUGUGUGCUGUUGCAGACCAAGCCGCUGAUCCACCUGCAGGGCAGCAGCACCGAACCCUCUCUGGAGGAGAAGUACCGGCUGCUAGGACCAGCCGACUCGCCUCUGGGCCAUAUGCCUGAUACAUAAGCUACAUUUACACAGAAACAGAAGCUUUUGCUGUCUUUUUACUGCCAUCUUGUUUGGCAUAUAUCUGUACUCGUGUGACAGGUCCAACCUCCUGAGAGGGACCACAUGAGAUUUAAAAACUGAUUUUUCUGUUGCUGUGUAAAUCCGAUCUUAGCCAAUUCAGAGCAAGCUUGAGCCUUAGCUUCCAGUUAAAACUAAUGCUCCUUCACUUGACGUGUUCAGAAGUCAGUAGUAGAAGUGACAAUAAGAAUUCUUAGGCCCUUUGCCAUACUGUCCAACCUCCCGUGUUCCCCCUUAAUGGAUUUUUGAAAUCAGAAAUGCCCGGAUAUAGCACAACAAAGACAAUAACAUCCCAGUAAAGGGGCAUCUAAUGUGUUCUUGGACACAUUCUUCAUCAGGAAUUCUCACUUUGAAUAGGUCCUAAAAGCACUGAACUGUACAUGAAUUAAAACCAGCAAAGGGCCAUUCAAGCCUAUACUGAACAAAAACAGAAAUGCUGAACAGUGUUGCAAUCCUAGACACUGUUCUGUGGAAUUUUGAGCAGUUAAAGGAGUGUUUUCUAUUGCAUUUUGUUGUUAUUUUGUUUCUUUUCAUUUGUAUUCUAACUUAAACAUGAAUCUGUUCUUUGUUCAAACAGCCACAGGGUACAUAAGACUGGCUUAACGAUUCAAAUGGCCAAUUUUCUACCUUUGCCUUUCUGUCACCUAUUAGUUUGAUUUGAAACCUGACUGUCAUCAAAAUUUAUCGGAUAGCAUUUUUGUUUUUGGAAAAUAUUAGUAGGGUAUAUUUGUGUGGUUGAAUUGAAAAAGAAACUGUCUGGACUCUUCACAUGAAACUAGACUGGAGUGCUUGUAGCAUGAACCUUUAAAAGAUAUGUGCCAUAUUUGGCGAGCAAAUUCUUUGCACUUUAAUGUUUACAGACACUUUUGUAAACUUGAUAUGGAGGAAGUUAUUGCCAAAUGCAGGUGUUGUCAUUUGAAUGAAAAUAGCAAAAAUAAAAGUUAGUAUUUCCUUAA